Molecule: messenger RNA, 1330 nt
Organism: Setaria italica (foxtail millet)
Lineage: Eukaryota; Viridiplantae; Streptophyta; Magnoliopsida; Poales; Poaceae
Product: putative receptor-like protein kinase At4g00960
Exons: 7
Coding region: 158-1114 (318 amino acids)
Biological process (GO): protein phosphorylation
Molecular function (GO): ATP binding; protein kinase activity
Source: RefSeq, a predicted model, not a curated record
GUCAGUCCAAACUAAUGGUUAGAGUCUUGGAGACUUGGAGUCAAGUCAACGUCUGCUUCACCUCCAUCAGCUAUAUACACCCACGCUUCAUUCAUCUCUGCCAGUCCCAGUCUACCCUGCUGCGGCUGCUCUGCAUCCUACUCCGGCUGUUCCAGAAAUGACUACUGACACCAGCACUCUUGUAAGUACAUUGCCCAACAAUAUACCAGCAAGCUUUCUCAAGCAAAUCACAGAUGAUUUCUCUCCUGAGCGAGAACUUGGUAAAGGUGCAUUUGGAAUAGUGUACAAGGGAAUUCUGGAGAAUGGUGAAUUAAUUGCUGUGAAGAAGCUUGGGGAAAACCCACCUAUGGCACUUGACAAAACAUUUAACAAUGAGGUUGGAAAUCUUAUGGCAGUCCGACAUGAAAAUAUAGUGAAGUUGGUUGGGUUCUGCCAUGAAUCGCAGAAGAAGUUGGUGCCGCACAAUGGAAGAUAUAUCAUUGUAGAUAUAACAGAAAUUUUCCUCUGCUAUGAAUAUCUAUGGAAGGGAAGCCUUGAUAAUUAUCUAUUUGCUGAAUCUAAUAGACUUGACUGGGACACACGGUUUAAAAUAGUUAAAGGAAUCUGCAGAGGUUUACAUUUCCUACAUAAUGAAAUGGAUCGGCCUGUUGUUCAUAUGGAUCUUAAGCCUGAAAAUAUUUUGUUGGAUGAUAACAUGGUCCCUAAAAUUGCGGAUUUCGGACUUUCAAGACUAUUCGGUCAGGAGCAAACCCGGAUGCACACUCAAAAUGUUGUGGGAUCAUUAGGAUACAUGGCUCCGGAGUAUCUAUAUAGAGGUGAAAUCUCUACCCAGUCAGACAUAUAUAGUUUAGGUCUACUAAUCAUUCAGAUCAGCACCGGAGAAAAGAAUAUACCCGAUGCUGAAGACAAGUGUGGGAAGAAAUUUAUUGAGAAAGUACAUGAAAAUUGGGCAGAUCGCCACAUAACAUCGAAGUAUGCAUCUUUUGAUGCAAAUCGCCUCCAGCAAAUUGAAAUGUGUGUUGAAAUUGGGCUGCAAUGUGUGGACCAUGAACGCAAGAAGAGACCUUCCAUAGUGGAUAUAUUAGAUAAGCUCGAUGGAAAACACUCCGUCUAAACGGUGGAUGAGGACUCACAAUCCCAACGUCUUUCUGAUAAAUUUGUCUCCAGAGGAAGACAGAUCAAUAUCAAAGAUGGAUAAAGCAUGUUCUAAUAUUAGUAGAGGACCUGAAAUUUGUUUUGUAAUAAGAUAACUUCUGAUAUCAUGUCAUUAUGAAAACUAUCAAAUUUUAUUCUUUCCAUGAGGGUAGAGUGGGCCCACUCCCCACCUCAA